GUAUUCGGAAAGAGUACAUCAAGUGACACCAAGUGGCGAAGCGUAGACCCUCGUCAUGAAUUAACAUAUCUACAUUCUUAUCGAGGCUGCAUUGUAUUGUAUUGUGCCUUUCAUACCUUCGUAUCGUCCUGAGAGAGGGUCAACAGGGACGCCUAUGACCCAAACCCUCUCCUUCUCCCUUCUCAGAAAAACCCUAGAAAUUUAAUCAUCAUUCCCCCAAACAUUCUCAAUCUCAAUUCCCCCUUCCAAGUCAACGCCCCAAUCAAUCGGAUUUCUAAUUUCUCGAUCUAUGUCAUCCGAGAUCGAGGUCGUUGAGGAGGUUCAAUCCCGCGAUCAGCAAUCGACGCCGUCCGCCGGCGCCGAUGAAGCCUCCGAGGAUAGCCUCCGCAACGAUGUCUACACGGCGGCGGCUUACGGGGAUUUGGAGAAGCUGCAGCGAUUGGUGGAGCAAGAGGGUUGCCCUGUCUCCGAACCCGAUGGGUUGGGUUACUACGCGCUUCAGUGGGCCGCACUCAACAAUCGCACUGCGGCUGCUCAGUACAUCAUUGAGCAUGGGGGGGAUGUAAAUGCAACGGAUCAUCAUACUGGUCAGACAGCAUUACAUUGGAGUGCAGUCCGGGGUGCUAUCCAGGUUGCAGAGCUUUUGCUUCAGGAGGGUGCUCGAGUGGGUGCUACCGAUAUGAAUGGAUAUCAGACAACGCACGUUGCUGCACAAUAUGGCCAGACAGCUUUUCUUUACCACGUUGUUUCAAAAUGGAAUGCCGACCCUGAUGUUGCGGAUAACGACGGAAGAAGCCCCUUGCAUUGGGCUGCUUACAAAGGUUUUGCCGAUUGUAUACGUCUUUUGUUAUUUCUUGAUGCACAUAGGGGACGUCAAGAUAAAGAGGGUUGCACUCCUCUUCAUUGGGCUGCCAUUAGGGGUAACUUGGAGGCCUGCACUGUGUUAGUACAGGCUGGCAAGAAGGAAGACCUGAUGGUGACUGAUAAUACUGGCCUUACCCCAGCACAGCUUGCUUCUGAUAAGAAUCACAGACAAGUUGCUUUUUUCCUUGGAAAUGCCCGAAGGCUGCUUGACAAACGCUGUGAUGGGAACAGCCGGCUUGGAAAAAUUUCCAAAUUAGGACUUGCUCCUAUCCUUUGGUGCAUAAUUUUUGUGCUCUUGGUCACCUAUAUUCAUUCAGUCAUCUUGGCCACAAAUAUGCCAAAGCUGACAGCUGCAGCCGGCCUUCUUGCAUGGUUUGGUGUUUUACUUGCAACUGUUGGAUUGGUGAUGUUUUACAGGUGUAGCAGCAAGGAUCCUGGUUAUAUCCGUAUGAAUGUGCAUGACACUCAGAAUAUGAAAGAUGAUUAUACAGCUCUGACAAGAUUGAAUGGAUUAUGGCAGGAGCCUCUCUUGAAGAUUGGGAUAAAUGAUCCUGCUUUGCUAGCUGGAAAUUGGUCCCAGCUUUGUGCAACAUGCAAGAUUGUCAGGCCUCUUCGAGCAAAACACUGUUCUACCUGUGAUCGUUGUGUGGAACAAUUUGAUCAUCAUUGUCCAUGGGUAUCCAAUUGCAUUGGCAAGAAGAACAAAUGGGAUUUCUUUGUUUUUCUUGUUCUCGAAGUUUCAGCAAUGCUGGUUACUGGUGGAGUUUGUCUUGCAAGAGUAUUAACUGAUCCGAUAGCUCCUCCUUCGUUUGGGGCAUGGAUUCAGUAUGUGGGUAAGAAUCACAUCGGUGCAGUAUCAUUUCUAAUUGCUGAUUUUUUCCUCUUCUUCGGUGUGUUUGCUUUGACGGUUGUACAGGCUAGUCAGAUAUCUCGCAAUAUUACAACAAAUGAAAUGGCAAAUGCAAUGCGGUAUAGUUAUCUCCGAGGCCCAGGUGGUAGAUUCAGAAACCCGUAUGAUCAUGGUAUCAAGAAGAACUGUUCUGAUUUCUUGAUCAAUGGGUACAAUGAAGAUGUGGAGUGCGUUGAAGAAUUAGGUCACUCAGAGGAGGGUAUAGGAAUGACGCACAUUGCAAGGAGCACAAACUUAAUAAAUGGAGGCUCGCAUACUCAUUCUGAAUAUGCAAGGGGCACUGGAAAUGGCCAUCAUGUUAUUAAUGUGAAUUGCAACAAUACCAACUCCAAAACACAUCAUGGUCAUAUCAAUGGUCAUGUUCAUUCUUCGCAUUGUAGCCAUAGUAACCAUGGCAAAACCAGAAAUGACAACGUUCCUUUGGGCUUAGGUCUUGGCCUUGGACGGAACACCAGAGCUGUUGCAUCCUCAUCAUGAUAUCUACAUGUCUGGCUGAACCUAACCUGUAAUGUAUCAUAGGCACACAUCUGGGUUAGUUUACGUUAAUUCAAUUUAUUGUGGCUCUUUUCUACCAUCCCCAUGUGCAAUUUUGUGGUGUUGCAUUUUAGCCAUCUUCUCUCCCUCGUUCUCUCUCUGUACCUUUGUAACUAGAGUCGCAUUUAAAAGCUGUUAAGCCUUGAAAUUAAUAUGAAAUUCAUAUGUAUUUUGCUAGAGGUGUUCUUCUGCCCUUUUCCCUUGACGGAGGAACGAAGUUCGAUCCGAUUCCUAUUAAUUUCUAUACAUACAUACCCAUACAUAAAACUAUAUUUAUCAUCAAUGUU
Molecule: messenger RNA, 2595 nt
Organism: Abrus precatorius (Indian licorice)
Lineage: Eukaryota; Viridiplantae; Streptophyta; Magnoliopsida; Fabales; Fabaceae
Product: protein S-acyltransferase 24
Exons: 13
Coding region: 290-2251 (653 amino acids)
Biological process (GO): protein palmitoylation
Cellular component (GO): Golgi membrane
Molecular function (GO): protein binding; palmitoyltransferase activity
Source: RefSeq, a predicted model, not a curated record